Molecule: messenger RNA, 2498 nt
Organism: Candoia aspera
Lineage: Eukaryota; Metazoa; Chordata; Lepidosauria; Squamata; Candoiidae
Gene: GATA3
Product: GATA binding protein 3
Exons: 5
Coding region: 62-1396 (444 amino acids)
Biological process (GO): immune system development; cell fate commitment; negative regulation of transcription by RNA polymerase II
Cellular component (GO): nucleus
Molecular function (GO): DNA-binding transcription factor activity, RNA polymerase II-specific; RNA polymerase II cis-regulatory region sequence-specific DNA binding; zinc ion binding
Source: RefSeq, a predicted model, not a curated record
CACCAGCCGAAAGGAAGCCGUCUCCGCGGCCACCCCGCCUGGUCAUCCCGCGGCGGAGAGCAUGGAGGUCACCACGGAUCAGCCCCGGUGGGUCAGCCACCACCACCCGGCCGUUCUCAACGGGCAGCACCCGGAUUCCCACCACCCGGGACUCAGCCACUCCUACAUGGACCCCACGCAGUAUCCUCUGGCGGAGGAAAUGGAUGUACUUUUUAACAUCGACGGGCAGGGCAACCACGUUCCUUCCUACUACAGCAACUCGGUGCGGGCCACGGUGCAGCGGUACCCCCCGACCCACCACGGUAGUCAGGUGUGCCGCCCACCUUUGCUGCACGGUUCUCUCCCUUGGCUGGAUGGGAGCAAAACCUUGGGAGGCCAUCACAGUGCUACUCCUUGGAACCUGAGUCCCUUCUCCAAAGCCCCCAUCCAUCACAGCUCGCCGGGACCUCUUUCCGUCUACCCUCCAGCUUCUACCUCCACUCUGUCUGCCGGCCACUCCAGUCCUCACCUUUUCACUUUCCCGCCGACCCCUCCUAAAGAUGUGUCUCCAGAUCCCUCCAUCUCCACCCCGGGCUCCACUGGAUCCAGCCGGCAAGAAGAGAAGGAGUGCAUUAAAUAUCAGGUGUCCUUGGCUGAAACCAUGAAGCUGGAAUCCUCUCACUCUCGGAGCAACAUGGCCUCCUUAGGAGGAGCCUCUUCUUCUGGUCACCAUCCAAUUGCCACGUACCCGUCCUACGUUCCUGAAUAUGGCUCUGGACUUUUCCCCCCAAGCAGUCUCCUAGGGGGAUCGCCAACUGGAUUUGGGUGCAAAUCCAGACCCAAAGCUCGUUCCAGCACAGAAGGCAGGGAGUGUGUAAACUGUGGAGCUACCUCAACCCCACUAUGGAGGAGAGAUGGCACAGGGCAUUACCUCUGUAACGCCUGUGGAUUGUAUCAUAAAAUGAAUGGGCAAAAUCGGCCGCUGAUAAAGCCCAAAAGAAGACUGUCAGCUGCAAGGAGGGCUGGGACAUCGUGUGCAAAUUGCCAGACCACAACCACUACCCUGUGGAGGAGGAAUGCCAAUGGCGACCCAGUGUGUAAUGCCUGUGGGCUGUAUUAUAAGCUCCACAAUAUUAACAGACCCCUGACCAUGAAGAAGGAAGGCAUCCAGACCAGAAACCGAAAAAUGUCUAGCAAGUCAAAAAAGAACAAAAAGGUUCACGACAGCCUGGAUGAUUUCCCCAAGAGCAGCUCCUUCAACCCGGCCACCCUUUCCAGACACAUGUCUUCCAUCAGCCACAUUUCGCCGUUCAGCCAUUCGGGGCACAUGCUCACCACGCCCACCCCCAUGCACCCAUCUUCCAGCUUGUCUUUCGGACCUCACCACCCAUCGAGUAUGGUCACCGCCAUGGGCUAAGGAGCAUAUCUCAGAGAGAAGAGACUUUCCUGCUUAAAAGAAAAAGAAAAAAAAAAGAAAGAAAGAAAAAAAGAAAAGAAAAAAAGUCCCCUUUUUAAUGUUCUCAAAAUGAGAGGUACCUUUAUAUACUUGCCUCAUUUGAGGCAAGCAUUCUUGCCCUUCAAAACUCUUGGCUGCAGAUGGAGAAACAGGACAGGAAAAUAAAAGAAAAUGGAAAUUGUAAAGCUGGCUGAAGUCCUCAGAACAAAAGAAACCGAGCAAACGUUAAUGUGGAAAGUUGACUGUUGGCUGCUUUCUCAAGCGUCUUUGUGCUUCUCAACCACCGAAUCGGGAUCCCAUUUGUGAAUAAAUCAUUGCAACGCAACUUCAUUGUUGAACUGGGUUUUUAGUGCUGUGAAAUAAUAUUAAUAUUAAUAAUAAUAAUAAUAAUAAUAAAACCACACCGCCCACCCUCUUCCCCCCUUGCCCCCUGCCCAAAGUAAAGCAGAUAGUUGCUGAACACUGUAUAACUUAUAUUGUAAGAAAUAUUGUACAUUUUCGAGGAAGACUCUGACGACUGGGUAGCUGUAAAAAAAAAGAGGGGGGAAAAAACAGGAAAGGAAAAGAUUUGGAGAUGUUGAUAGUACAAGUCAAGUACCAUGCGAAGCAUUUUAUGGUACGGUCUGAGAAGAAUGAGGUCAAACCGGCAAAUGGACAAAUUGCCAGUUAUGCUUUUUUGCUGUUUCUCUCUCUCUCUCUCUCUCUUCACAUACUGGCUGAGAUUAUUUUGAUGCGUUAAAGAUAAAUUACAUCCAAGUUGUAAGCAAACCAUCCAUUCCAGGCGAGGGGCCUCUGAACAACGGAGCGGUUGAACGGUUUCGGGGCGGUUGGUGUGACCUGCAGCUUCGUUGCCGCAGCCAGUUUGUCGAAGGCCUGUCCGCGUUGUGAACCAGUUCCUGUAAUUGUUGUUUGUAUGUAUAACUCAAAAGCUCUCAAAUAAGAUAAGAUGUAGAUUUAUUUCAUCCUAUGAUGCAGAUUGAAUGGUUGUACAAAUUUUACUUACUGCUAGUGUUAAGAACUGCGCUUUGGUUUUCGUUUUCAUAUUUUUCCUCCUCUCUUUUUU